CUAUUUUGACACGUCAUAAUGUGCCGGUCAGUGGGCUCCACGUUAAUCGACCCCCAACCUCCAUAAAUACCCGUCCACCCCUCCUCCUUCCUUCCCUUUUCUCCACCCGCUCUCUCUGUUAAUAAAAUUUUCUGCAAGUCCUUAUUACAAUUCAGGCCCAUAGAAUUCUGGGUUUUAGAUAUCGGCUCAUUCCGAUACUUUCUAGCCGAUGUCCGUGUCUCAGGAGUUCCUCGCGGCCCUUGAGGGAUGGGAGGCUCGGCCGCCGGCCGAAACGGACUGGUCCGGGCCUGUCAUGUCUCCCGAGGAGGAACGGCGGCUGAAGCGCAUGAUAUCGAACCGGGAAUCAGCCCGGCGGUCGAGGAUGCGAAAGCAACGGCACCUCGAUGGCUUAAGGAACCAUCUGAACCGGCUUAAGUCAGAGAACCGAGAAUUAUCGAACCGGAUUCGGACCGUGGUCCACAACUGCCAAUUUUUUCGGCUUGACAACGACCGCCUCCGGUCCGAGUUGGACUUUUUCCGCGGCCGGCUUGCUAAAAUCCACAGGGUUCUCAUUUACCGGCAGCUACAGCGGCUUGUUUUUCCCUCUUCUGCCGCCCUAUGCGGUGAUCUUAAACAAUGGUAUCGGAAAACCGCCAAGUGGAAUCCAGGAACCGCGGGUCAGGAAAAGACGCCGGCCGCGAGGCGGGGUAAAUUCAUGGCGGUUUCGCGUAACGGACAGCUCAUACCGUUCUGUUGUUAUGCUAGAGACUGGCUCCACGUGUUGACCAGCAGGCUCUCCGAGCUCUUGCUAAUCUGGCACUAA
Molecule: messenger RNA, 802 nt
Organism: Phalaenopsis equestris
Lineage: Eukaryota; Viridiplantae; Streptophyta; Magnoliopsida; Asparagales; Orchidaceae
Product: basic leucine zipper 4-like
Exons: 2
Coding region: 209-802 (197 amino acids)
Biological process (GO): positive regulation of DNA-templated transcription
Cellular component (GO): nucleus
Molecular function (GO): transcription cis-regulatory region binding; DNA-binding transcription factor activity
Source: RefSeq, a predicted model, not a curated record